This is a messenger RNA of Tetrahymena thermophila SB210, 2289 nucleotides long. Its product is annotated as citrate (Si)-synthase. Gene Ontology annotation, biological process: carbohydrate metabolic process; tricarboxylic acid cycle. The record is from RefSeq and is a predicted model, not a curated record. Gene Ontology annotation, cellular component: mitochondrial matrix. The transcript has 6 exons. NCBI's taxonomy places the organism in Eukaryota, Ciliophora, Oligohymenophorea, Hymenostomatida, Tetrahymenidae.
AUAUUCUAAAUAAAGCCUAAAAAAUAUAAAUGAUAAAACUAAUAUAGAAUAAGCUAUGAUAUGGAUCAACUCAAUAUGUCCGUUUUCUAUUAAUAGAUUGAAUGGAGUAGUUAAAUAAGAAAUAAAAAAUAAAAAAUUAUAUUGCGGGGAUGAUGUAAUUAGUAGAUUAAGGAUUGGUAUGAUCUAAUUAGUUAGAUUUUGCAAUAUACGUCACUGUUCGGAAAAGAGAUAGAUUCAAAUGGAAUACUUUCAAUAGUUUCUAAUAACUUUACAAGAAAUCAAUACAUUUCACGUCUUAUUAGAAAAGCAGUAGAAACAAAAAAAUAAAAAAAAUAACAAAAAAAGAAAGAAAGAAAAAGAAUAAAGAAAAAUAAACUUUGAAAGAAUUAAAGAAAAAGAAACAUUUGCUAAAAUGGAGAGAAUCUCAGAAAUUAAUUAACAAGUUAACAAAAACGAUGUUAACAAAAAGGACACCCUUACCAUCACUGACAGAAAGGGUAAUACUUUCGAAUUGAAGAUCCACAAUAACGAAUUCAUCUAAGCAAAUGACUUGCUCAAAGUUGGAUUAAAAGACGAAGGAGUUUUACGUAGUUAUGAUCCUGGUUAUAUGAAUACCAUAUGUUGUACUUCCAAGAUCAGUUAUAUCGAUGGUGACAAAGGUAUUUUAGAAUACAGAGGUUAUCCUAUUGAACAAUUGGCUGAAAAGUCUAACUUCCUUGAAGUUGCCUUCCUCUUGAUCUACGGAGAACUUCCCACUCCUUCUCAAUUCUAAAUCUGGAAGAACAAAAUUUAAACACACACUUUUGUCCACUAAGAUAUCAAUCAAAUGAUGAAGUCUUUCAGAUACGAUGCCCAUCCUAUGGGUAUGCUUGUUUCUACCAUAGCCGCUACUUCAACAUUCCACCCUGAAGCAAACCCUGCUUUAUCUGGUUAAAAUAUUUAUGAAGACUCUACUGUUAGAAACAAAUAAAUUCAUAGAAUUCUUGGUAACAUCACAACUAUUGCUGCUAACUGUUACAGACACAGAAUCGGUCGUUCCCAUAACAAGCCUCAUCCUAAAUUGGACUACGUUGAAAACUUCCUUUACAUGUUAGAUCGUUUGAAUGAAAAUAAAUAUUUACCUCAUCCUAAAUUAGUUAAGGCUUUGGAUAUUUUAUUCAUCUUACACGCAGAACAUGAAUUAAAUUGUUCUACUGCUGCCAUCCGUCAUUUAUGCUCAUCAGGAGUCGAUGUUUAUUCAUGCAUUUCUGGUGCUGCUGCUGCUCUCUAUGGACCCAAGCAUGUAAUAAUUAAAUUUUAAUUUAUAUUCUUCUUAACAAUAAAUAAGCUGAAAUAUUUAAAUUUCCAGUAGUUUAGUUAUAAAAAUUAUAAAGCAAAAGUAAAAAAAGCAUUCUUAAAUAAGGAAUAUGAAAAUAUGAAUUGGUGAAAUGCAAAUUAAAAAUAAAGAAAGAAAGAAAUUAGCAAUAAUAUAAAAUAAAUAAAGAUUUGAAUGAAUUAAUUUACUUUAAUUGAUAUUAGCAAAGCAUUGAAAAAUAAAUUGUUUAUAAACAAUUUAAUUUUAUUAAUAAAGGGUGGUGCCAAUGAAGCUGUCUUAAGAAUGUUAAAUCAAAUUGGUAAGAAGGAAAAUAUUCCUCAAUUUAUUCAAGAUGUCAAAGACCGUAAGAAAUUAUUAUUUGGUUUUGGUCACAGAGUUUAUAAGAGCUACGAUCCUAGAGCUAAAAUUAUCAAGAGAGUUGCUGAUGAAGUCUUUGAAAUUGUUGGAAAGGAACCUCUUGUUGAAAUAGCUAUUGAAUUAGAAAAGAUUGCUUUAUCUGACGAAUAUUUUGUUAAGAGAAAACUCUACCCCAACGUUGACUUUUACAGUGGUGUUAUCUACAAAGCUAUGGGCUUCCCCACUGAUAUGUUCCCUGUCCUCUUCACUAUUCCUAGAGUUGCUGGUUGGUUAGCCCACUGGAACGAGUUCGUUAAUGAUCCUGAAAAUAAGAUUGUUCGUCCUCGUCAAAAUUAUCAAGGUCUUUCUAACAAGGAUUAUGUUGAUAUCUCCCAACGUUAAGAAAAAUCUUCAUACUUAGAUGCAUACAAAAGUGCUACUUCUAGAAGAAGAUAAGUUUCUGUCGAAUAUACAGCCUAACGUAAAGAAGCCAAGCAAAGUGCUACUUAAGCUUGAGGGAAAAUAUAAAUAUUAUUUAAAUACCUCUAAAAACUUAAUAUAUAAUAAAUUUUACUCCAUCAAAUUUAUAUAAAAUAUAUUCUAAUUGUAUUAUUUCCUUUUUUUCUAAAUAGUUAUUC